Symbiodinium sp. CCMP2456 is the source of this 2040-nucleotide messenger RNA. NCBI's taxonomy places the organism in Eukaryota, Dinophyceae, Suessiales, Symbiodiniaceae. The record is from the annotation of a GenBank genome assembly.
GCCACGACCGUCCCGCCUGAUCUCAAUGUAGAAGAUAUACUGGAGACAGAGGACGGGCUGCCGCGCCUGGGUACGGCGAAGGUGGGCAUGCCUGCCGGCAUGCCCACGCCGCCUUCUCGCGCAGUGCUCAAGGCCCCCGAUGCUUCAAAGUUCAUGAAGAUGUUUGAGCAGAACCAGUCCCUCCAGCAGGCUGCAGAAACUGCCCCGGGAGCUGGUGGCUUUCCUGGACGGCGAGGCCGACGGUGGACGGUGGUCGCCAACCAGGUGCACAACCUCGCCAACAUCAAGCCACCCGAAGAGGACACAAAACAGACACCCGCCGAGCGCAGCAUCAACCGAAAUUCGGUUCGGUUGGGCAACCUCCCCUCUGGGCAAAGAGCUAGCACUGCACUGCCAGGUGGCAAGGUCGGAAAUCUCGACGAUCUCUUUGACGAGGAGGAGCUCGGUCGACAGGUGGGUGGCAAUGCUGGCAACGCUUCCAGUGAUGCCCAAGCCUGGAAAGGAUGGUACAAAAUCAAAAGCAAGGCGAAGACCGCCGAUGCAGCUGAACUCGAGGCCGCUGCCUUCGGCGCGACGCGUCCCACGUCCAUCCUGGACACUCUCACCACGGCGCCCGCCGAGCAGACAGGUGCUUCGAAGGAAGUCAUCGAGGCUGCUGGAAAAUGGCAGGCUGUUUGCGAGGAGACAGAAGCAGCGACGGAAGAGAGCACCAAUUUCGCCAACGGCCUGCCACCUGGGAUCGGGAAGCUUGCGGCCGUGUUGGUGAAUCGCUUUGGUUCUUUGGAGAGAGCCUUCUACAACUUCGAUUAUAACCGCAAGGGCAAGAUCACGAGAGGUCAAUGGCAGACCGUGUUCGCCACUGUUCGCAUUGACGUGCAGGAGGUCUUCCGCAUGAUUGCUUCUUUUGGGGAAUCCACGUCGACAUUGGAGAUCUCAUUUGACCAAUGGCGCCUCUUCUUCGAAACCGAGCUCGCCGGUGGCGAAUGCGCUUUCCUUCUCUCCGAAGAUCGCGGAAGCCAAGCGCCAAAGCGAUGGGAGAAGGUGAAGAAGAUGCCCGGAAAGGCACUCAAAGCUUUGGUCGAGCACGUUGAUGAGGUGGAAGCGGCGCACACUGCUUUGCGCCGGUACAUUAGCGGGGAGGCAGUAUUGGAGGCUAGGGUGUAUGUGCCACUGCCAUUACCCUUCUACGUCAAGUGGCCAUGGUGUUUGUUAAUCUCAGCUGCUCUUGUCCACACCUUCAACGCCAGCGCCCUCCGCCUCCUCAGGGAUUCUGGCAAUUCCAGCGACGGAGAUGGGGAGUCCUCCAAGCGCCGCCGCAAAGGCAAGAGGCGAGAAGAGGAUGGAGCUCAGGGCGAUACUUCCAGUGACAGCGAUGAGGGUGGCUCUGCUUCUCGCAGGUCCCUGAAGCCAGCAACGGAGGACGGGAACUCGGCUUCAGCAUCCAGUGCUGUGGGAGAUGUGCACGGCGACGGGGACGCCGACAACGCGGCGAGCUCCGAACCCACUGCGUCCAAAGGCGGUGCAGAGACGAUGCCUUGGCCCAAAGAUGAUUCCAGCGAUUGGAGCAGCAGCUCAGAUUCCGAUGUCGCAGAGGGUGAAGCGAAAAAGGCUGCCGUCAAGAAGAGUCUCGGCGCGCAUUCGGGCGUAGAUGCACGCCGAGUCAACCGAGACAAGGUGAUGAAGGCUUUCACUGAGCGUGAUGAUACAGCCAUUGCGCAGCUGAACGACGAUGAACUUCAGGCACUGGCUGAGCAGGUGCAGCUGCAAGAGGAGAUCGAGCAGUUUGAUUUGUCGAGCAUCGAUGCCUUUGCCUACGUCCUCCUGGCAAAGAUGGGUUCCUUCAAGAGGGCCUUCAAUUGGUUCGAUUUCAACUGUUCUAAGAAAAUCACGAAUGUCACCUGGGACACAGGUAUCCUGCUGCUCCAUGUGGAUACGGAGAAGCUGACCGGGUUAAAACCCAGCAACAUCUUCUACCGCAUGGACACGUGCACCGAGGAUCCACCCACCGGAAUGAUCACCAGCACCUCGGCGACGACAUGA